GGUGUAACAUGCCAGAAAGGAGCAGAAUGUUUGCAGUGAUAUACUCUUCAAACACAAGCUCACAUGAUCUCCCUGCGCAAGUCAUCUAGCUUGAGGGACACGGAGUUCAAUACUUCCCGGCGACAAUCGAUUCCAGCCCAUUAGCAGCGACAUAUUCCAGACUUCACCCUGGCUGAACCACAGGAAUCCCUCAUUGGAGAGGACACCAUGGACAGCUCUCGUGAGCAUACCCCCGAGAAUGGGCCUCAUGCAGCCUCAGGUACCAUCAACACCGGCAGUCCGCAGGAGGAGCAUCUGGACCCUCAGCGGAGCAUGCCCGACGGUGUCCUGGAAAUCACCCUCAACCCUCUCCCGCCCAAUACUUCGAGAUCCAUCUUAUCUCCUGCACAGCUGCAGCAAUUGCAGCAACAGCAACAGAACCGAAGACGACGUCCACCAGCGUGGAUCACUGGAUUGCCAUAUCCUCAUCAACGGACUCAGUCCCUUAGCACCUCGCGCCCAUUACGACAGCAGCAGUCGUCAGUCAUUCGCCAUGUACGAAAUCACACCCAUUCAGAUGCACUUACACCACACUCCGCCUCCUCAGCAGUGCCAGACCCUACAGCCAUACCAUCGUCUUCAGGGACAAUGUCUCCCUCGCCAGUUGCUUCGCCAGAUCAACAGUUGGUGACCAAGUUAGUAUCAGGCUUCACACUAGACUGAUCAGAGUAUUUGACAGCUCAUUGCAAUAGGCACUCCUGGGCUGAUACGAUCCU
Gamsiella multidivaricata is the source of this 755-nucleotide messenger RNA. RefSeq lists its product as uncharacterized. The record is from RefSeq and is a predicted model, not a curated record. Lineage: Eukaryota; Fungi; Mortierellomycota; Mortierellomycetes; Mortierellales; Mortierellaceae. The coding region runs from base 208 to 702 and encodes 164 amino acids. The transcript is spliced from 3 exons.